UUUCUGUCACGAUGUGGGGCGGCCGCAAGCUGAGCUCCUCCGGGACUCGAUUUUUAGGAGCGCAUAGGUCGGCGUUCCGGAGCGCACAGGCUGACUGUCCUCGCUUAACCACGUCGGCGGCUUAUUCAAAAAAUCAGCUCAGUUGGACUCUACAAAUUAAACCAUCGGUUUUCAGUGAAUACAGAAUCAUGUGUUUCGAAUCCUAUAGCAUGACUUUUGCGUGCCUGAAUAGGAUGAAAAGUUACAGACUCCCUUGGACAAGACUGCACAGUACUUCCCGGACCACUGUAGACAGCAGUGAGGUGAAGACCUUCCUGGCCUUGGCGCACAGGUGGUGGGACGAGCAAGGAGUAUAUGCACCUCUUCACUCUAUGAAUGACCUGAGGGUGCCAUUCAUUAGAGACAAUCUUUUAAAAACAGUUGCUGAUCACCAGCCAGGAAAACCUUUGUCUGGGAUGAAGAUUCUUGAUGUUGGCUGUGGUGGUGGAUUGUUAACGGAGCCUCUAGGGCGGCUUGGGGCUUCAGUUAUUGGAAUUGAUCCUGUGGAUGAGAACAUUAAAACAGCACAGCACCAUAAAUCAUUUGACCCAGUCCUGGAUAAGAGGAUAGAGUACAGAGUGUGUUCCCUGGAAACGAUUGUGGAAGAAACUGCAGAAACAUUUGAUGCUGUCGUAGCUUCUGAAGUUGUAGAACAUGUGAUUGAUCUAGAAAUGUUUAUACAGUGCUGCUGUCAAGUGUUAAAACCUGGUGGUUCUUUAUUCAUUACUACAAUCAACAAAACACAGCUGUCCUAUGCCUUGGGAAUUGUUUUUUCAGAGCAGAUUGCAGGUAUUGUACCAAAAGGUACUCAUACAUGGGAGAAGUUUGUUUCACCUGAAAAGCUAGAGAGCAUUCUGGAAUCAAAUGGUCUGUCAGUUCAAACUGUAAUGCUCUACAACCCUUUCUCAGGUUACUGGCAUUGGAGUGAAACCCCCAGCCUUAAUUAUGCAGCUCAUGCCGUGAAAUCCAGCAUGCAGGAACACCCAGCUCCUGCCGAGUUUGCUUUAAAGGAGGAAACAGAGCUCCGCAUUGAAACCUCCACCAACCAGGUGUGCAUGAAGAGCUGAAGAAAUGAAUUGUUUCUAAGAACUGUUAGUAAACUGGCUUGAAAGUCUGAUGUUUACAAAUACACAAAAUAUACCAUUUGUCUUUUGAGACAGGAUCAUAAAGAAAAGAAAGUCAAUAGAAAGGGCUGAAACCUUAGAUAAAA
Lipotes vexillifer (Yangtze River dolphin) is the source of this 1249-nucleotide messenger RNA. RefSeq names its product coenzyme Q3, methyltransferase (gene COQ3). Gene Ontology annotation, molecular function: polyprenyldihydroxybenzoate methyltransferase activity; 3-demethylubiquinol 3-O-methyltransferase activity. Gene Ontology annotation, biological process: ubiquinone biosynthetic process. NCBI's taxonomy places the organism in Eukaryota, Metazoa, Chordata, Mammalia, Artiodactyla, Lipotidae. The record is from RefSeq and is a predicted model, not a curated record. Gene Ontology annotation, cellular component: mitochondrion.